Molecule: messenger RNA, 1088 nt
Organism: Exophiala viscosa
Lineage: Eukaryota; Fungi; Ascomycota; Eurotiomycetes; Chaetothyriales; Herpotrichiellaceae
Product: ATP synthase F1, gamma subunit
Exons: 4
Coding region: 86-976 (296 amino acids)
Biological process (GO): proton motive force-driven ATP synthesis
Molecular function (GO): proton-transporting ATP synthase activity, rotational mechanism
Source: RefSeq, a predicted model, not a curated record
GGAGCUUCUAUUGAACAAGGACUCUCCCCUCCAGCCAUCAAUCAAUUCCUCAAUCACGGCCUCGUGGUCAGUCUAUCAAGUCAAGAUGCUGUCACGAGCUGUGAGACCAGCCCUCAGCGCUGGCAAUGCCGCGCUCGCCAGAACCGUUGUUCCUCAAGCUGCCGGAUAUGCCACACUACGAGAAAUCGAAGGUCGCCUCAAGUCCAUCCGAAACAUCGAAAAAAUCACAAAGACCAUGAAGAUUGUCGCCUCAACAAAGCUCACUCGCGCCACAAGGGCCAUGCAGGAAUCUCGAAAAUAUGGACAAACAUCCAACAAGGUUUUUGAGGAAGCUGAGACGAAGCCAUUGGAGGAGAAGAAAACUCUCAUGGUUAUUGCAAGCUCCGACAAGGGUCUUUGCGGUGGUAUCCAUUCCGGCAUGUCACGAUACACCCGUCGCCUGCUCGAAAAGGACCCCAACCUCGACAUUGCCAUUAUCGGUGAAAAGUGCAAGGCUCAGCUUGGUCGUUCCAACUCCAAAAAUGUUGUUAUGAAUUUCGCUGGUGUUGGAAAAAACGUCCCAACCUUUGCGGAUGCUCAGGCUAUCGCCGAUCAGUUGGUUCUCCUGCCCGAAGACUAUGCCAGCAUCAAGAUCGUCUACAACAAGUUCAUCAACGCGCAGAGCUACGAACCGGUUAUUAUCGAAGCAUUCUCCGAGGAGGCUAUUACACAAUCACCCAACUUCGCCGCCUUUGAAAUUGAUGACGAAGUUCUCGCCAACCUCCGGGAAUACUCUCUGGCCAACUCUCUGUACUGGGCUCUUGCCGAGGGACAUGCCUGCGAACAGUCCGCCCGACAGAAUGCUAUGGAUAACGCCUCAAAGAACGCUGGAGACAUGAUCUCAAAGUUCACCAUCUUGUACAACAGAACCCGACAAGCUGUCAUCACCGGAGAACUGGUAGAAAUUAUCACAGGUGCCGCUGCUUCGGAGGAUUGAUUGAUGUUGUUCCAGAAAGAAGGUGUACAUAACAACCACAAACAAUUUUAUCUGUUUGAGUUGACAAACAGCUUGAACGUUUUCAAAUUGAAAAUUCCUUUCAUGCACCUUG